AUGUCAGGUGAGGUUGAUAAGACAUCACCAAGGUCUCCGGAGAAUUCCAACGCCUCUGGCACAAAGCGCCAACGACGACCUACCGGCGAGAUCGAUAGUGGGCCCCUAAUGUCGUCCGAUCAGUUGACCGAUAAACUAUCGCCUACCAGUGUUGCUGCGGCUGCCAUCAAGUCGCCCGAACCCAAACGGAAGACUUCUGUAGCGGUGAGUCCACACCCUUUCUGCCUUGACGAGUUCUUACAGCAUCAGUUUGUGUCCUAUGAGGCCGGUUAG
Molecule: messenger RNA, 273 nt
Organism: Dibothriocephalus latus
Lineage: Eukaryota; Metazoa; Platyhelminthes; Cestoda; Diphyllobothriidea; Diphyllobothriidae
Source: the annotation of a GenBank genome assembly